CCAAGACAUUAAUAAAUGGCAUUUUAUUUUUGUUUCUUAGAUGAAGUCCUUAUUCCAGAAGAAAAAAGGGAAGUAGAUGACAUAUCAGAAUUUCGAGACUAUAUCCGCCAGGUAGGAAAUCAAUUUGGAGAUGGUACUAUCAAGCUCCCUUCAAUAGAAAAUCUCAAGGAACCGAUCGCAUUGCAAGACUUCAAUAUUUCCUUAAAUUUUCAUCUUGGUAAUAUAUUUGGUUUAUUUACCAGCUUACAGCUGUAUAGCCUGAAGGGCUCCCAACUGAACAAUGUAACUAUCAAUUUGUCGAAAAUGGAGAUUUGCGCAACGAUGUCAAUGCCAUUCUUGGGCAUCAAGGGUCAGUACUUUCUGGACUCGAAUAUGCUAUUAAUGUCACAGUAUGGGGGAGGUGCUUUCUUGAUGAACAUGACCACCAAACCAUUGCAGGGACAUUCGCGAUUACAAAUCACAUCUGAUGGCAAACUGAACGUAGGACAUUUCAAUAUAUCUUUUGGCAUCAUAUAUAAUGAAUGUGUAGAUGGCUAUUUUUCCGUCAGUGAGUUUAACUUUGAAAACCUAAAGAGCAAAGUCAGUGAUAGAGAAAUCCCUAAAGGGUCCUGGGGAGGAUCACGUAAGUGGCAAAUGAUAAGAGAAAUUGGGAGUAAGGUGCAAGCUUCACUCUUAUCAGCCCUUGGAUCGUAUGUACAGCAAAAACUGAAAACUCUUCUGCUUAAGUUGCCACCAAGAUAUAUAGAUCCCAUCAACACGAAUGUCAUGGAAUACAUUCUUAAUAAUUUGGCUGAAUCCAUGACAGGAAAUGACAUGGAACCCCUUCAUUUACCAGAAUCGACACCUGAUCAGUUAAGAGAGAUAAGCGGAAAGUUUUUCAAUGUGACAGUGGAUGGCUCAUCGACAUUUUCUAGGAAAGGCGACAUCAUCGUGAAUGUGUAUAACAAUUUUAUAGCCUUUGGAGCCUGUUUUGAAUUCCAGAACUUAACCGGAAGUUCUAUGUGGGAGGUAGAUAUUCUUGGGGAAAACAAGCGAGGCCAGGUCAGGAUGGAAAUGACAUCAGUAUCUGCAUUCAUCAGGUUGCAACAGAAUAUGGUACCAGGGUCAAAACUAGAACUCGACUAUCUCCUUUUCGAAGAUGUGUGCCAUAAUUGGCUGGAUUCUAAAAGUUUGAAGAAGCUGGGAAGCACACAGGAGGAUAGUAGGUCUAAACUGUCUUCCACCUUGGCAAAUUACAUCAUAACUGAAUGGCAUCGAGUCGUUAAUAAAAGAAUGCUAGCAGAGUUAGAAGAACUGAGCAUUCAACUUCCAAACGAAAGUACUUCUCUUAUCAAGUAUUUCUAUUUAGUUUUUUACGGUAAAAAGCCCAAAAAGGCCUGCUGAAAACGUUGAAUGACGAACCUACUAUGAACUAUUAUCAACCUACUAUGAUGAACCUAGUUUUUGUUUGAGUUACUGAUAUUUUAUUGCUUGCAUCUGAACAGGAAUCUUGAUCUGAAACAGGUGGUUUUCAGUGUCUGCUUUUAAUGUAUUUUUCAUUGUGGCAAAAGUUUUAAGUAAGUCUUGUAUAGCUUAAUCCUUCCAAUACAAGACGGAUGCAGAAGAUUUCACACUAAAUAACGGUGCGGUUUAAUUAUUGUGUCAAAUCUAUAGAAAAUCGGAACAAAUCACCAAUUGUGCAGUAAUAAAUGAUUAUUUUCUUUCUAUAUUGUGUUUAUUGUAAACUGAGCGUAGAAUGCUUUUUUACUUCUACUGUUCAAGGUGAAAGAUUGCAGAAAAAUAAUAGUGCUUGUAGAAAGUAGAAAAAUGAUUUUCGAAUUUUUAAUAAUUCUUUUUUUUAUUUUAUGUAUGUGUGUUUAAUCAUUGUAUCUAUUGUAAGAUUAUAUUUCCCUUUAUUUCAAUCGACGAAAUUAAAAUAUUUCAUAAAAGAAA
Messenger RNA from Stegodyphus dumicola, 1932 nucleotides. RefSeq lists its product as uncharacterized. The record is from RefSeq and is a predicted model, not a curated record. NCBI's taxonomy places the organism in Eukaryota, Metazoa, Arthropoda, Arachnida, Araneae, Eresidae.